Molecule: messenger RNA, 2258 nt
Organism: Astyanax mexicanus (Mexican tetra)
Lineage: Eukaryota; Metazoa; Chordata; Actinopteri; Characiformes; Acestrorhamphidae
Gene: mlf2
Product: myeloid leukemia factor 2
Exons: 8
Coding region: 988-1725 (245 amino acids)
Biological process (GO): regulation of DNA-templated transcription
Cellular component (GO): nucleus; cytoplasm
Source: RefSeq, a predicted model, not a curated record
UGUGUGUGUAUGUGAGUGUGAGGUUCCCAGCCUGCUCCACUGCGGCCUUGUGUUUUUGUGUUUUGGAGUUGUAUAUCCUCGGGUCCUCGGCGCUGUUAUCGCAGCUCGGUCGGCGAUAUUCAGUACAAUGUCUGUUCUAUAGUCGUGUGUUAGGGCUCGCAGUGCAUGGAUAAAUACAGUAUCACUUGAUUGCGGGGUAGGAAGCGUCGUGUUUUCGCGUGUUCUCGUGUCUCCGUGGUUUUUAAACCACACAGAGGAACAAAGCUAGCUGGUGUUCUCUGGGUAGCUAGGCUAGCUGGCGUAGCUGCGGUGCUCGGUCGGUGGGUCGGUCUGCUGUGCUAAGCUAAACAAAGCUGAGCUAAGCUAAACUGCGCUGGGCUGAGCUGUAACUAGCUAUAAUGCUAACGCCGUUGAUGCUGCUUCGCUGUGUGUAGCUGUUUGUUAGUUAGCCUAGCGCUGGCAUUAGCAGGUGUUCAGUGUCCGUAUCGCUAUAAAUGUUCAGACACAUUGACCCGGUUCAGUCCUGCACUUUCUGCUGCUGUAUACGAUUUAACGAAGGCUUAAAAAGACUUAGCAGAACCUGUAAAAGCAUCGACUGACUCUCUUUCUUCGCACAGACCAGAGUUUCGUGUUUGUUUGGCCAAACUGCAGUGACCCAGUUGUUGUUCUGCAACUCUGAGACUUCUGCAUUAAAUCACGAGUUAAUGAACCUAACAUAGCUAGCUACUAACCCUUAACUUUCUUUUUUAACGCGCUUUAUUAGUUAUUAGUUAAAUUAAGUGCUCUAUCUCUUUGUUACAUGAAGUGACUGCUAGCUGCAUAUUUAAUUACUUUCAGUUGCUGCUCAUUUGCACUAGCUGUUAAAUACCUGCACUGAAUAUAGACGGAGUGGCAUUAGUUCGUGAAGUGCUUCCUCAGUUACCUGAAGUAUUUAUUUAUUUGGAUUGAAGAGUUACACGUUUUCAAAAUCAGCAAAGCCCAAACACAAUGUUUCGCUAUCUGGAUGACGUUGAUGACAGUGCGUACAUGAUGGAUCCAUUUGCAGCACACCGGCACCAAAUGAGGAGCCUGUUUGGCCCAUUUGGCUUUGAGCCUUUUCCCCUGACUCCUCAGAUUCAGUCUCCAAGAACACACCUGCAGCCACAGGCUGGAGCUUUGACUCCAUUUGGCAUGAUGGGAAUGGGUGGAGGCUUCAUGGACAUGUUUGGGAUGAUGGGAGAGAUGAUGGAGAACAUGGAGAGGAUGUCUGGUUCUCCGAGCUGUCAGACCUAUUCGUCCUCCACAGUCAUCUCCUACUCCUCUACUGACCUAGGAGCACCCAAAGUCUACCAGCAGACCAGUGAAGUCCGCACCGCUCCUGGAGGGAUCAGAGAGACGCGCCAGUCUCUUCGUGAUAGCGCGAGCGGUAUGGAGCGGAUGUCUAUCGGCCACCACAUUGGAGACAGAGCUCACGUGAUGGAACGUUCCAGAAACCGCCGCACAGGAGACCGAGAGGACAGGCAGGACUUCAUCAACCUGGAGGAGAGUGAGGCCGCUUCAUUUGAUGAAGAGUGGAGGAGAGGGUUGGGCCGAUAUGCACCUCCCAAUGUCCGUGGUCUGGAUUAUGGGCGGGACCGCAGAUUGGGAGCAGGGCAACUGGCCUUGACUGCACCUCCAAACUCCUCCUCUCCAGCACCCCAUCACGAGUCACCCCGACAUCCUCCUCGCCCUCGUUACGACUGGUGAAGGAGCUGAGCUGUGGGACCAUGAUCUACCUGACGCUGUGAAGGAGAGUGUUUGGGAGAACUGGACUGGACUGAUAUCCUGUAUGAGCCACAUGUUGACCUGCAUCCUGGCAUGAAGUGUGUAUGUGCAAGUUCAAAUGUUUGACUGCUGCAGUGAUGUACAGAAUUAAAACUUUCAUGUGUUAGCUUCAUGCCAGGGCUCGAUUCCCAAAGCAUACACACCAGCCUUCAAUACAUUACCUGUAAGCGUAGUAUGCAUCAGUGGUUCAACUCCUCAGUCCCCCUGUGACAUUCUACACACACACACACAUACACACACAUUCUUAAACUGAAUAUAAGUUCAUUCCCAUGCUUCCAACACUUAGAUAUUAAAAUAUGUAAUACACUACAGCACAACACAAACACACACACACACACACACACAGUAAAGUUCCUAAAUGUUUGUGUUGUUGACGCCAUGGUAAUAUGUGGGUUGAAUUGUACACUGUUGACUAAUUAACCUUAUUAACAAAUAAUAAAAUCUUGUUAGUUAAA